GCGCUAACCUCUUUUUACUACGUGCAACUACGUGUAAUAAGUAAUAACUGGCGAUGGUCUAUGUAUGACACGCCGAAUCGGAUAGAUUACAUCAGUGUACCAGCCGGUACCGAAUAAUUUGUCAAACAGUAAUUGAUAAAGAUGAUGGAGAAACUGCCUGAAACGAUCAAUUUCCCGAAGGAAGAGGCGAUCAUAUUGGAACUGUGGAAAAAGUGUGACGCGUUCCAAAAUUGUCUGAGACUGUCCAAAGGAAAACCAAAGUAUUCAUUCUACGAUGGUCCACCGUUCGCGACGGGAUUGCCGCAUUACGGGCAUAUACUCGCAGGAACGAUAAAAGACAUCGUGACAAGGUAUGCCUAUCAAACUGGUUAUCACGUGGAGAGAAGAUUCGGCUGGGAUACUCACGGUUUGCCCGUCGAAUUCGAAAUUGACAAGGAAUUAAACAUAAAAGGUCCCGACGAUGUUGCUAAAAUCGGUAUAGCGAAUUAUAAUAAGGAAUGCAGGAGCAUAGUAAUGAAAUAUGCGACGGAAUGGGAAACGAUUGUUGGUAGAAUUGGCAGAUGGAUAGAUUUCAAAAAUGAUUAUAAAACGUUGUAUCCUUGGUACAUGGAAAGUAUAUGGUGGAUCUUUAAGGAGUUGUACAACAAAGGUCUCGUCUACCAAGGUGUCAAAGUUAUGCCCUAUUCCACGGGCUGUAACACACCCUUGUCGAAUUUUGAGUCUGGUCAAAAUUACAAAGACGUUGUGGAUCCCUCUGUAGUAGUGUCGUUUCCUUUGAUGGACGAGCCAGGUGUCUCUAUUCUUGCCUGGACCACGACACCCUGGACUCUACCCAGUAACAUGGCACUCUGUUGCAAUCCUACUUUCGAAUAUGUAGAAGUGAAGGAUUACUCUUCUGACAAUGUCUACAUCAUACUAGAGUCAAGUUUGGAUCUUAUAUACAAAUCUAAAGAGUCUUAUACCAUUCAGGGUAAAAGAAAGGGAUCUGAUUUAAAAGGGAAAAGGUACGAGCCUCCUUUUCCGUACUUCCUACAUUUGAGGAACAACGGAGCUUUUGUGGUGUUAAAUGAUACGUACGUUACGGCAGAAUCUGGUACAGGAAUUGUUCACCAAGCACCAUACUUUGGGGAAGAUGAUCAUAGGUGUUGCCUGGAAGCUGGAAUCAUCACGAGAGACCAAGAGAUCGUAUGUCCUAUCGACAGUUGUGGGCGUUUCGUGGAGCCGGUGCGUGACUUUGUUGGAAAGUACGUAAAGGAUGCUGAUAAGGAUAUUAUCAAGUAUCUUCAAGCCAACAAGAGAUUAGUCUACAGUGGAUCUACGAAGCACAGUUAUCCAUUUUGUUGGAGAUCUGAUACACCUUUAAUAUACAAAGCAGUGCCCUCGUGGUUUAUAAGAGUUGAAUCUAUAAAGGAGAAGCUGAUCGCAGUGAACAGCAGCACUUACUGGGUGCCAGACUAUGUAAAAGAGAAACGGUUUGGUAACUGGUUGAGAGACGCUCGGGACUGGGCUGUCAGUAGGAAUCGUUAUUGGGGUAAUCCGAUCCCGAUAUGGAUUUCAGAAGACGGACAAGAAAUCGUGUGCGUAGGAAGCAUCGCAGAGUUAGAGGAAUUAACGAACACGAAAAUAACGGACAUUCAUAGAGAGAGUAUCGAUCAUUUGACCAUACCAUCGAAGCGCCCGGGGUGCCCGCCGCUGCGACGCGUACCCGAAGUAUUCGAUUGUUGGUUCGAAUCUGGCUCGAUGCCGUACGCCCAAAUGCAUUAUCCUUUCGAGCAUCGAAGAGAAUUCGAAGAAAGUUUCCCAGCCGAUUUCAUUGGGGAAGGUAUCGAUCAAACUCGUGGAUGGUUUUACACACUUUUAGUUAUAUCAACAGCUCUCUUUGGGAAAGCUCCGUUUAAGAAUCUUGUAGCCAACGGUCUGAUACUUGCGUCUGACGGACAGAAAAUGUCAAAACGCAAGAAGAAUUAUCCAGACCCUAUGGAAAUUAUCAAUAAAUACGGAGCGGACGCUCUUCGUUUGUACUUAAUCAAUUCUCCCGUUGUAAGAGCGGAGAAUCUGCGAUUUAAGGAGGAGGGAGUCAGGGAUGUCAUAAAGGAUGUAUUUCUCCCGUGGUACAAUGCGUUUCGAUUUUUAAUGCAAAACGUCGAGAGAUUUGAAAGAGAAGAGAAAGUUAAUUUCGUGUAUGACGAUUCUCGAGGUGUAUACUCCGAUAAUAUAAUGGAUAGAUGGAUCCUGUCUUUCACGCAGACUUUGUUACAAUCUUUUAAACGAGAAAUGCAAGCUUACAAACUGUACACUGUGAUACCGCACUUGGUAAAAUACAUAGAUAAUCUUACUAAUUGGUAUGUACGAAUGAAUAGAAGACGUAUAAAAGGGGAAGGCGAUUCGACCGAUUGUCAACAAGCAUUGACAACGUUAUUCUCUGUUCUUUAUACAAUAGUAUGCGUGAAUGCACCGUUCACACCGUUUUUAACAGAAUUCAUGUUCCAGCGCCUGGUGAAAUUACUUCCUCCGAUAAAGGGUAACAUGGACAGUGUACACUAUCAAAUGAUACCAGAAUCUAAUCCGCAGUUGAUAGACGAGAAGAUUGAAAGUGCCGUAUCUUACAUGCAGACUGUGAUUGAGCUCGGACGUGUAGUAAGAGACAGGAAGACCAUUCCCGUCAAAUAUCCAUUGCCGAAAGUAAUAGUGAUUCAUCAAGAUCCUAAAGUAUUGAAGGAACUCGAAACAUUAAAGUCUUAUAUCCUGGAGGAACUUAACGUGAAAGAGUUGAUAGUUACCACAGAUAAGAACAAGUACGGUGUUAAACUGCGGGCCGAGCCAGAUCACAAAACUCUUGGAGCACGUCUCAAGGGGGAAUUCAAAUCCGUUACUCAGGCUAUUAAAGAACUUGACGAUGAACAAUUACAAGUAUUUAUCGCGCAGAAGGAGAUCACGGUGCAAGGUCAUAAAUUGGAAGAGCAAGAUUUACGAUUGAUGUUCAGUUUUACCGGGCCAGCUGCGGAACAGCUGUCUAAACAGUAUGAAGCUCAUAGCGAAGGAAACGUUCUAAUUCUGUUGGACGUUACACCCGACGAAAGUAUGCAUAAUGAAGGAAUAGCGAGAGAAGUAAUUAAUCGCGUACAGAAACUUAGGAAGGAAGCUCAGUUGGUUCCAUCGGACGAGGCAAUCGCGUAUUACAAGAUACAAGAUCAAGACAGCAAUUUAGCUAAAGUAAUCGUUAGUCACAAAGAGUUGAUCGAGAAUGGGACCAAGACCCGGGUAGAAGAUGUAACGAAAAUGUCAAGUGAGGCUAAUAUAAUUAUUAGGAAGAUGCAGAAAAUUAAAGGCAUAGACAUGGAUCUUAUUUUAGUGAAUCCUGGGAUGGGUCAGAUUAAGAACGACGAAUCGAUUGUAGAACCGUUUUUGAAAUACGCGAACGUUGAACUUGCAGGCAUGAAACCAAGAUUCGGUGCGACUAGUUGUACGGGUACUGUAUUAUUAGAAAUCCCAAAUUCGCCAGCCUCUAUCUCUUACGAGCAGUUGAAACACGAGAUCGAGUUAAUAUUCGGUAUUUACGGCUGUACCUAUGAUUUGUAUGCAGGCAAUAAAUUAAUAUCGCAGGAGACGAACAUUUCGUCGUUGCAUAAACAAACGAUAAGAAUAGUGAAGGCAGGUUCAAUUGUGAGACCAGUGUCCGCGGAGCAAGAGGUGCCGGUCUGUAAAUUUGUUAACGUUAACAGUAUUUCGGGAAGAGGUACUAUUCUUUUGGAGAAUCCAAAGGGGAGUUUCAAUUUAGACGACACGAUGUUGAAGCAACGAUUAAACAUUUUAUUUAAAACAUCCAACUUGACUAAACUCGUGCCGAAGCUGGUGAACGAGUUACACGGAAAGACACUUGAAUUAAGUUAAGUUCUAUUUAAAAGUAAUUUUCAUUCAUUAUUUAUUUGCGUUUAAUCACAUACGUCCUCCUCGAAGAUUUGGUAAUUUCAUAGCUAGAUUGUAAUUCUUCGCCUUGCACGAGGACCUGCACGAUUCUUGGGAAAAAACAAAUUUCAACGAUUUUGUACAACUAAAAUAAUAAAAGAUCAUUAUCAUAAACUA
Messenger RNA from Ceratina calcarata, 4083 nucleotides. RefSeq names its product Isoleucyl-tRNA synthetase (gene IleRS). Gene Ontology annotation, biological process: isoleucyl-tRNA aminoacylation. The record is from RefSeq and is a predicted model, not a curated record. The transcript has a single exon. The coding region runs from base 142 to 3891 and encodes 1249 amino acids. NCBI's taxonomy places the organism in Eukaryota, Metazoa, Arthropoda, Insecta, Hymenoptera, Apidae. Gene Ontology annotation, molecular function: ATP binding; tRNA binding; aminoacyl-tRNA deacylase activity.